This is a messenger RNA of Mycetomoellerius zeteki, 2356 nucleotides long. It is a transcript of the gene IP3K1, whose product is annotated as inositol-trisphosphate 3-kinase-like protein. Gene Ontology annotation, molecular function: inositol hexakisphosphate kinase activity. Gene Ontology annotation, biological process: phosphatidylinositol phosphate biosynthetic process; inositol phosphate biosynthetic process. NCBI's taxonomy places the organism in Eukaryota, Metazoa, Arthropoda, Insecta, Hymenoptera, Formicidae. Gene Ontology annotation, cellular component: cytoplasm; nucleus. The record is from RefSeq and is a predicted model, not a curated record. The transcript is spliced from 5 exons. The coding region runs from base 831 to 2159 and encodes 442 amino acids.
UAUACGAACGCAUCGCGCAGUGACGUCGUGAAGCGCAAAGCGGACGAAGCAGAGCGGAGUGGAGUGGAGUGGAGUACCGUAUCUCGUCCGUCUCGCCGCGCGGCGCGUAGCGUAGCGAUUCGUGUUGAUUCGUGUUGCACGCAGUAGCGGUGACGCCGGUGACGUCGACUGCACACGCGCGCGCAUGCGGCGGUAGCAGUGGGUAGCAGCCGAAGAAAGAGAACGAGAUUAGAGCGCGAGAAAGUGGGAGAGAAGGAUGAAGCGAAUACGGGGAGGGGAAGGAAUGACACGGGAAGUGUAACGCACGCGGCGGGUAGAAGGAUAGAUAGAAUAUAGACGAGCCGAGCGAGCUGGAGGGAACGUGACGGCGUUAAACGGAAGCGAGAAGAGGCGAGCGGGACGGAACAAGAAAAAUGCGUUUGGAGCGAGGAGGAGAGAGCGAAGGACCGUUGUAGCCGAGUUCGGCCGGCUCGGCCAAUCCGCUCGGCGCGACUCGCGCCUACCGAGAGUACCGGGUACCGGGUUCCAAUCCGUAGGGACCUCAGGCCGCCUCAGGGUGGUUUCAGAAACCGCUCGGCGCCCCGCGCACGUCAUUCGUCGAUUCGCCUCGGCCGGCGGCCGUGCUCGUCGCCUUCGACCAUCAUCCGAUGGAGGUUAGGAACGCCGACGUUCGUCCGCGCCUGGUGAACACUCCCCGGUGAACGAUCCCGGGCGGGCGUGCGCGCUCGCUCGCUCGCGAAGGAACAGUGUUCUCGUGUUCACGUCUGUCAACGUAUAUAGUCUGUAUUCGUGCACGCGUGAACGCGGGUGUAUCCCGGAACGGAUAAAUAAUGUCGAGCAGUGUGUGUCACCCGCCCCUGCCAGCACGAAUGGAAGCGUUCACCACGAGGCUCUGCCUGCGUGCGGUUGAUCAGUAUGAGCGGCUUCUGCAGACCCACUUCAACAAGCCCUCGAGCAAGGAGCAAACGCGAUUGAGCAGUCAUGAUUCGAUGGGCAACAAGGAUCAUCGUCGACAGAAGGAUGGAUCCAGUAGCGGCGGAAGCAGCGGAAGUAGCGGCAGUCCCAGCACUUAUAGCGCCUUCCGUCAAUGGCGACGGAGCACCUCGUUGGGUUCUCAUAGCAACCGAUCCAGCAGUGCCGGCUCCAGAUCAUCUAGCUCGCUCACCAAAUUACCAAACGAUCCGGCCACCAUGCGAAAGUUGGAACAAUUCCCCAUGGUCCUGUCCGACACGACGAUGCCGGACGAGGAUCUCUCUUUGAAAUUCCUCGCCCUGAAUGCUCUAGAUCUGACGGCGCCGGCCAGCGACGUGCUCUUGAAGAACCGACUCAAGUCCUGGUUUCAAUUAUCAGGCCAUCCGGACGGCUUUGCACCUGCCGGGCCUGGCACUGUCUGGAAAAGACGAACAGGCGGCGCUGAAAACACGGAACGCAUCGUUUACGAGACCUUAAGCAAGGAGGAAGCGUUGCGAGAUUGCAUUCCAAGAUAUUACCGGGAAGUUGAGUACAAGGGCGAUACGUUCAUCGAGCUGCAGGAUCUGCUCUUCGGAUUUAACGAUCCGCAUGUGAUGGACAUCAAGAUGGGCACGCGGACCUUUCUCGAAUCCGAGGUGUCCAAGACCACCGCUAGGCCGGAUCUCUAUGAGAAGAUGAUCGCUGUCGAUCCGAACGCGCCGACCCAGUUAGAGCACGAGCAACAUGCCGUGACCAAAUUACGGUACAUGCAGUUUCGCGAGGAGCAGAGCUCAACCUGCAGCCACGGUUUUCGUAUUGAAGCGAUGAAACUACCGGGUGCGCCGCCGAUCACCGAUCUCAAGAAGGUCAAGUCACAUUCGGAGGUGCUCGACAUCAUAAAACAAUUCCUCGGCGAUCGCGAGGACACUUGUCAAAAGCUUCUGACGCGCCUCAGGAAUCUGCGAACCAAAAUUGAGCAAUCAAAGUAUUUUGAGACUCACGAGGUAAUCGGUAGUAGUAUUUUCAUGAUCCACGACAGCGAAAAAGUGGGUAUUUGGCUGAUAGAUUUCGCGAAAACACGGAAGGUACCGGACGGACGAAAGCUCACGCACAGACGUCCUUGGGAAGAAGGCAACCAUGAAGAGGGUUUCUUGUACGGAUUGGAUAACUUAAUUUUUACCAUGGAAGAAGUCCGUCUAUCUCCAUAAAUAUUUGAUGUUCGUGUGACAGAAUUAAAAAAAACUCUUCUACGUUACAAAACAUCGUUUACUCAUAUACAUAUAACGAGUGAAAAAGUAUUCGUAUUCCAUCGUUUAUAAGUGAUUUUUAAAUAAAUGUAAGUGCGCCAGUAUCAUCAAAGCAUUGAACAGUGGAGUAUAUUAUAUAAUGAGUGUGUGUAUAUAUA